ACUACACAUCGCUUAUUAAUGUAAUAUGAAUAAUAGAAAUAAUAAACGUAGCACGCAGCAACACGAUGAUCACGGGUCAAACCAUCCGGCGAAGCUGCUGUACCUACCAGCAGAGCCAUUUGAUAACGUACAAGGCACAAUCAAGAAAUUAGCCGAGAAGGCAUCGGAAAACGUAUCAACAUGGCGAUCUAGACUUGAAAAUAGAGUACUUAGCCUUAAUUACGCAGCAAGGGAAGAGCCUACUUCCCUAGCAGGCUACCAACCUAUACAAUACACCGUUAGACACCCGUAUUCCAAAUUUUGUGGGCUUAGCAAUCGAGCUGCUAAACGAGCAGGAUUGCUAAAACACCCCAAAACAAUACCUUAUGAGCAUGCAAUCUUACUACAUAACCUAUGGACGGAGUAUGUUACCGAUGUACUGGGCAAACAUACACAACCAGCACAUAUAGCAAGAUCACUGGCACUGUGUGACCUCCAGGGAGCUAUCAUAGAUAUACAAUCAAGCCAGUGCCCAUCGUACGUAGGCGUCAAGGGCAUCAUACUAACCGAAACACAAAAUGCAUUCAACAUCGUAAAGCCAGACUCAAGCGUCAUAACAGUGCUUAAAAUAGGUACUGUAUUCACCAUUACAUGGCAAGAUUGGACAUUCCAUAUCUACGGCUCACAUCUUAUCGCAACACCAGCACAGCGGAGUAAGCGGAAGCUUAAAGCCAAAGCUACAUUGUAGCGUCAUUGAUAUCGUCAUUUACCUGAUAUCCGUCA
Molecule: messenger RNA, 762 nt
Organism: Babesia bovis T2Bo
Lineage: Eukaryota; Apicomplexa; Aconoidasida; Piroplasmida; Babesiidae
Exons: 2
Coding region: 26-727 (233 amino acids)
Biological process (GO): tRNA 5'-leader removal; rRNA processing
Cellular component (GO): ribonuclease MRP complex; ribonuclease P complex
Molecular function (GO): ribonuclease P RNA binding
Source: RefSeq, a predicted model, not a curated record